AUGGACGCAUACUUGGGGUACAACCAGAUUCGAAUGCACCCAACCGACGAAGAUAAAACAACAUUCAUAGUCGAUCAAGCCAAAUAUUGUUAUAAGGUUAUGCCCGUUGGAUUGAAGAAUGCUGGAGUGACAUACCAAAGGCUUAUGGAUAAGGUCCUGGCAAGCCAGCUAGGCAGGAAUGUGGAAGCCUAUAUGGACGAUAUGGUGGUGAAAUCGGUUUUGCAAAAACCCGACUUGGCAAGAAGAAUGAUGAAGUGGUCUAUUGAACUAUUCGAUACUAGAGAGAUCCUAUGGAUCUUAUCAGUGGACGACGCCUCAAAUUUAGGAGGCAGUGAGGCCGAGAUUGUUCUGGAAGGUCCAAGAGGGAUGAUUUUGGCAAAGGAGAUGGGGGCAACAAGCUUAUCAGCUCAGAGUGAUUUACAAUUAGUAAUGGGACAGGUGGUGGGAAAUUUCCAAGCAAAAGAUCCACAAUUAGCUAAGUACCUAGAAAAGGUGUUGGUAUUAGAUAAUGGGACUCAAUUCACAAGCGAAAGGGUUCAAAACUUCUAUCACAAAAUCAGCAUCCGGAUGAUGUUCACUUCCGUUGAACAUCCACAAUCCAAUGGGCAGGCAGAGUCAGCAAAUAAGGUGGUAUUAUCGGGGCUAAGGAAGCGGGUCAAGGACUCGGGCUUGUAG
Cajanus cajan (pigeon pea) is the source of this 675-nucleotide messenger RNA. The record is from RefSeq and is a predicted model, not a curated record. NCBI's taxonomy places the organism in Eukaryota, Viridiplantae, Streptophyta, Magnoliopsida, Fabales, Fabaceae.